Aspergillus calidoustus is the source of this 2136-nucleotide messenger RNA. The record is from the annotation of a GenBank genome assembly. Lineage: Eukaryota; Fungi; Ascomycota; Eurotiomycetes; Eurotiales; Aspergillaceae.
AUGCAGAUGAGUGAUGGAUUGCUAAGGGUAUUUUGGCCACACGACCUACCCCGGUCGUCCGCACCGGGAGUGAUUGUGGGUUGGCGCAACUCGGAGCUAGAUCUGUUUGUGUUGGCCGUAUUGGAGGAUGUGGAGCCUCGAAAUGUUGACAAUGCCCUCCGCGCGGGGAUCCUCUUCCGAAAUAGCCCUCACCCUGUUCCGCGCAUUUUCGGACUCUGUGGGCGGUCAUCGAUGCAUGUGCUAGGCUCUACGAACUCACGAGAAUCACCGACUGUUUUCAAUUCGUCGCAUCUGUUCGUUACAACCAACUCCGCAUGCAAAGUACCGCGUAUCCAUUGCCCGCCGGAGGCGAACAUUUCGAUCCAGGUUAUCAUGUUCCACCGUCCAGAUCCGACAAGAAUGGAGUAUAUGUCACUGAACCCUAUUUCCCUGGCGUUGGAGGACAAGGUGCUAGCUGCAGAUAAACCAGAUGCGGGCUUCGAUAAGACCAGUGUAGGGGAGGGAGUGGAAAAGGCUCGAGUGCAGAAAUUGGUGGACAAGCUGAGGCUUCAUACCGUCGUCAAGCAUAUUCCGUCGCACAAAGAGCUCGCCCUUCCUUUCAUCAUCAACCAGAUAAAUUGCGCAUACGAAAUGGGAAAGCUGAUUGAGAAGAACAGCAGUCUGAUCGGUAUCCGUGUCAAGAGGAGUAUGAGUGUAUCGGAGCGUGUGGUCGAAUCGGCAACGACUAUAUGGGACUUAUUCGUUCUCGGUGUGUCGUACCUUUUUUGGCAGUGGAUCUGGCCUGUUGUUACUCGAGUGUUUGUGAUCGGUUUGGUGUUCCAUCGUGCCGUCGCAGACCUCGUCCUGCAAAUUCUAGAAUGGCGUGCGCGGCCAGACGCGGCGGCAUUGAAGGAUAUAUCUGCUACCGCGCAGCAGGUGGAUAUCCGACUCCAACAGUUCUGUUAUUGGCCUACACAGUAUGUCAAACUGCGCCAGCGGAAGGACGACUGGGAGAGCGUGACGACAUACCACGCACACUACAUUCGGUUCUACAAUAGCCUGUGGCUUGUCGCCAAUGAUGUGAUCAUCGGAAUAGCCUUGGGAUCCUACAUCAUUGAUAAUGCCAACUGGGUAGCAUACCAGAUCAACCUGGUCCUCAGCGGCUGGACUGUCGAAGGCCUGUCGCAAACAAUUUCUUGGCUGAUGGAUUGGCCCGCUGGGUUGAAGUUGAAUAACGAGCUUGCGGCAUUCCUAGGUGAUCUUUUCUUGUGGGUUAUCGAGAACUGGGCAGCGUGUAUUGCAAACCUGCAACCCUACCUUCCUCAUAUCAUUUACGUUAUCGGAUGCGCGAGCUUCGCUGGGGCCAGCAUGCCCAUAGCCCUAUUCUCCGAUCUCGUAUCUAUACUCACAGUGCACAUAUACUCAUUCUAUAUUGCAUCCGCCCGCAUUUUCAACUGGCAGCUCACCAUCAUCAUCUCCCUUUUUCACCUUUUCCGUGGUAAAAAGCGAAAUGUCCUUCGCAACCGUAUCGACUCGUGCGAUUACGACCUAGACCAACUCCUUCUUGGGACUAUUCUCUUCACAGUCCUCUUCUUCCUCUUGCCAACAGUUAUUGUGUUCUACUUGGCCUUUACCUCGGCACGGAUGUUGAUAAUCACGCUCAAGGCUGGGCUUGAUACAUGGCUGGCCUUCUUAAACCAUUUCCCACUUUUCGCCUUGAUGUUGCGGGUCAAGGACUCCCGAAGAUUACCAGGCGGAAUACGCUUCGAGCUUCGCCAGGAACAUGAGAGUUCGUCGACAAAUGCCUUGGACCCUAUUGUCCACUACAUACACCUCGAAUCCAUCCCCCUCACCUUACGAGCCAUGUUUGACCAAUACUUCCAACUGGCCCAUCGCCUCCGGAAACACUACCUCUCCCCCCGAGUUAUCUUUUGUCUUUUCACGGGUCGCUUCGUGCCUCCGAUUCACCGCCGCAACCUUUACAGCAUGCAGUAUAGCAUGCUUCCUGAUGUUCGGCCCUCGUUAUCACAGGUAUGGUCUGAGUUAACACAGCCGAGAAAAACGAGCAGUGGGAGCAGUAGCUCAAGCUCGAGUAUUGGGUCGGGAUCGAAUGGGCUCCUCAGGGUCUCCGGCUUUGGUUUUAGCCAGGUCUUUUAA